Messenger RNA from Octopus bimaculoides (California two-spot octopus), 1720 nucleotides. RefSeq lists its product as uncharacterized. Gene Ontology annotation, molecular function: DNA-binding transcription factor activity, RNA polymerase II-specific; RNA polymerase II cis-regulatory region sequence-specific DNA binding. Lineage: Eukaryota; Metazoa; Mollusca; Cephalopoda; Octopoda; Octopodidae. Gene Ontology annotation, biological process: regulation of DNA-templated transcription. The record is from RefSeq and is a predicted model, not a curated record.
UUUUAAUUUUUCCUUUUUUUUUUUUUUGUCUUGAGAUGUGUUGACGGACAGAGAAAUGUUGUUGGUGUGUUGGUGUCGGUAGACAGACAGGGCGACCUCAUAGUAAAACUACAAGACAUCAAGAUCGACAGAGAGAAAUGGUGUGACAUGGUCUGGGAUUUGGACAAGAGCUAUUUGUCUGGUCAAUGUGGGUUCGAAUUGUGUUGAAGUCAGUCAUUUAGAUACCUUGUAGGUUUUAAUUAAUCACCCACCCUCUUUUCUCACCGAUUACGAGUUUAUCGCAGAGCCUUUAACGUAAAUAUGUGUUGGAUUACUCUAAUCCUCACAUAGAAACCUCAGUUAAUCCCCUAAUGUUUAUGUUUUGGCAUAUGGUCACCUCCCGCUAUAGAUUAUAUUAUCAACGACCUUUCCCCAUUUUCAUAUUGUUACCCUGUCUGCCAUCUGUUUCUCUGAUCUGGGCGGUGUCAUUAAACAUUGCUUAUGUUGUUGUUGGUGCUGUAGGUGGUCUGAUCGUUGUUGGUGUUUCAAGCCCCAAGCCAGUCUUGAACAAUGGUCAUCUUGUCUUAUUUUCGGACAGUGCAUGUAGAUUGCUAACGCUGUUAUUGUUGUUGUUGGUGAUAAUAAUGAUGAUGGUGGUGGUGAGGAUUAAAUAUUGGGCGUUCCUCUUACAAGCAUCAAUGUUACUAUGUUACUGAUACGUUGGUUAUAAUAGUGUUGGUGAUGGCGGUGUAGUGGUGGUGAUGAUGAUAGUGGUGAUUAUAAUGGUGGUGGUGCUGGCGAUGACGACAAUGAUGGUAAUGAUGAUGAUUGCGAUGGUGGUGCCGCUGCUAGUGAUGAUAUUGGUGAUGGAGAUUGUUAUCUUGAAGCAAUUGGAGUACCAACGAUCAUUUGCAAAUGAAACACAAGAGUAACCGACAUUGAGCUCUCAGAUCUAUCUCUAAAAAAUGGACUUAUUGGCAGAAUCUGAAGCCGAACCAUACUACUGUGGAGUAUGUGGCAAAGAUUUUGUUCAUAUUGUACGACUGGAGGAGCACAUGAAGGUACAUACUAUAGAGAAACGAUUCCCUUGUGAAAUAUGUGGAAAGAACUUUUCAAAAAAUUCUGACCUCUCAAGACACAUAAGAACACACACAGGAGAAAGACCUUUCCGCUGUGAUAUCUGUGGUAGAGACUUCUCCAUGAAUUAUAACUUAAAAAAUCAUUUAAAGACCCAUACUGGUGAAAAGCCAUAUCAAUGUGAUAUUUGUGAUAAAUACUUUACUGAAAGAUCCUCUUUGAGGAAACACAUCAGGAUUCAUACAGGAGAAAAACCUUACCAUUGCACAACAUGUGGGGACAGUUUUACAGAUUAUUCUACAUUAAGGACUCAUUUAAGGACUCACACAGGAGAAAAACCAUACCAUUGUGAGAUCUGUGGUAAAGAUUUCACUGCAAAUUCCUCCUUGAAAAGUCACAUUCGGACACACAACAGGGAAAAGCCAUUUAUCUGUAAGGAAUGCGGUAACGGAUUCUCAUUCAAAGUUCAUCUUAGAGAACAUGUGAAGGCACAUAACAAACCUGAACCAAGCCCUUUACGUUGUAAGAUAUGUGGAGAUAACUUUGUGGAUGAUGUUGCUUUAACAAGUCAUUUAAGAAUACAUACAGAGUAAUAUUUUGUUUAAUGGCAGGUGUUAUUAUUGUUAUUUUUAAAAUAAAUAUUUUGUUUUGUAUUAUAACUCAA